UUGGGUUUUCGUUUUGCUUCACUCUGUUUUUCCUUUUGCUUUAAGAAGAUGAACCCAGAAACCACAACCCUGGUAUCCUUGACCAAGGCAAUGAAAAGAGUAGACCAUAAACUCCAGGCUUUAGAAGCACAGUUCAAAGAACUGGACAUCACCAAGGAUAAUCUAACCGAGAAAUUUGAAAACCACAGCAAGACUCUGGCAAGCCAAGCUGCUCAAGACGAGCUGUGGACGGCGGUUUUGGCACUCAAGUUCACUUCAAUGGAACUGAAUCUUUUGUACAGCUAUGUCAUCGAAGUACUGAUCUGCUUGCACACCCGUGUGCUCGAGAAGCUGCCAGACCUGGAGAGAAGUCUUCCCACCUUCACCUCUGUCCUUCGCCGAAAAGUCAAGAACCAGCGCAUCAGGGCCGCGUGGGAAUCGGUCCUGGAGGAGAGCGGGCUGCAGGAGGGAGACGCAGCAGUGCUCUGCGCCUUCUUCCUGGCGCACGGCAGCCACGCGGACCACUACGCGGCCACCGCGAGGCGCACGUACGUCGGGGACGUCGCGUUCGUGAUCACUAGCGCGGUGGAGCACAGGGCCUUGCGUGAUGGUUUGCUGCGGGCUGUACAGGUCGUUGACAAGGGGAAAGCAGCCAGGACGCCUGAAGAGCAAACGUCUUCCCUAAAACACUUGCUACCAUCAGUCAAAAACCAAUCUGUCUAGUCCCAGCACUCAGGAGGUUGAGGCAGGAGAAUCAUCGUGAGUUCAAAGCCAGCCUUGAUUAUACAGCAAGCUCUCAUCUCACAAAACAAAGGGCCUGCGAUGUAGCUCAGUGGCGCUGCCACCUGCCUCGCAGGCGCAAGGUCCCAAAUUCAAUCCCUGGUUGACAGAGUGGGGUGGGGGGGAGAAAACGCAAAAUAAGACAAAAAACCCUGUAAUCCCAUGACCCACUGAUUCAACGUCUAGUAAUUUAUCCUUGAAACUGAAAAAAAGGACACAAUUUAUUUACUGUAGGCUUAUUUUUAUAGGAAAAAGCAAGGGUUUUUUGUUUUUGUUUUUGUUUUUUUGUUUUUU
Molecule: messenger RNA, 1053 nt
Organism: Fukomys damarensis (Damara mole-rat)
Lineage: Eukaryota; Metazoa; Chordata; Mammalia; Rodentia; Bathyergidae
Gene: Smco1
Product: single-pass membrane protein with coiled-coil domains 1
Exons: 3
Coding region: 49-702 (217 amino acids)
Source: RefSeq, a predicted model, not a curated record